This is a messenger RNA of Cladocopium goreaui, 756 nucleotides long. NCBI's taxonomy places the organism in Eukaryota, Dinophyceae, Suessiales, Symbiodiniaceae. The record is from the annotation of a GenBank genome assembly.
CGAUCAGUGCAUCCACGCCGCGCUGACUUCGGGGCCAUGGCACCGCGGUUCUCGUCGCGCUUCAGCGCGGUUGUCCUGUUCGCGGCGAUCUGCUGGGUGCAGAGAGCCUUCCUUUCUCCCCGCCUUGGCUAUGCAAGCCCCAGAGGCCGUGUGCAUCGCCGUGCCAGCUUCGGCAGCGCCUCGGUUGUACCGCAGAUUCGGCAAGCCUUGGAGGAGUCCGGGACCUUGAGACAAUGGUUAGAGUCUGCUGCUGCCCUGUCCCAAGCCUGCAGCCUGGAGUUGGAGGAGGCGGAAGGGAUUCUAGCCAAAAGCGCUGGAUGGUCGACUUGGCUGGCGGUGAAUCGCGCGGCAUAUCUGAAGCCGGAAGAUCCGAACGCGCAGGAAACGCUGGAAGCCUUGAAAUAUUUCAGGGAUGGACCUCUGAAACUGACCUCCGAGCAGCUGCGUGACGUGCUCCGGGCGAGUCCCAAGGCCCUGUCGAAGCCGCAGGCGGCCUACCAAGCGGCGCGGCAGACGGCGCCGGAGGAGUUCCAAUCGCCAGAGGCCUUCCGAGAACUCGUGUUGCGCUGCCCCAUGGUGCUGGAACUGAGCUUCAACUGCGGCCACAGCUGUGCUGCCGCUUGCAACCGCUGUUGGUGUCCAGCCAUGAAUCGGAUCAAGCAGACCGUGGCGGGGCGCUGAAUUUUGAUGGCUCUGGAGACUGGCAGCAAAAAGCAAGAAGGGAAUGGGGUAGGGGUCUAACGCACCCAAAAGUGG